Molecule: messenger RNA, 1448 nt
Organism: Erythranthe guttata (spotted monkey flower)
Lineage: Eukaryota; Viridiplantae; Streptophyta; Magnoliopsida; Lamiales; Phrymaceae
Product: microtubule-binding protein TANGLED
Biological process (GO): cytokinesis by cell plate formation; regulation of phragmoplast microtubule organization
Cellular component (GO): microtubule associated complex; preprophase band
Molecular function (GO): microtubule binding
Source: RefSeq, a predicted model, not a curated record
GCUAAAGAAUUCGACCGUUGGAACAACCUUCGAUACACUAUCCGUUGCACAAAACUAGCUUUUCACCCUUCACUUCAUACAACCAUACACACACACACACUUACUGUGUGGAAAACAAAAAAGAAAACCCAAACAUUUUGUUGAAGAAAGGAAAAAUGGUCGCCAGAACGCCGGCGAAGCAGCAGAGGAAAAUGGCGGCGGCGCCGCCCCUCAGUCCCACUCUUCUCAGGGAAACGGUCAAGAAGGUGGAUAAAUGUAUGGCUAGAUUGCAAGAGCUUCAACACACAGUAAAAGGCGUGGGUUCGAGUCCGAUCAAUAAUAGUAGUAGAAGCUAUUUACGGACGAGUCUCCGAUGCAAAAACGAGUCGCCGAGGAUGAAAAAUGCUAAUUCUCGAAAAUCUCCGACCGGAAAGCUGCCGCAGAUUGCAGAGGAAUGGAGAAAAAUGUCGUUACCGGCAAUGCUAUUGGGCGAAACAAUGAGCGAAAUUUUACAAGCAACUCAAUUUGCAAGAAACGUAGUUGAUGCAACAAUUGAUGACCCGAAAACUCCAUUGACCGAAAAGAGAAGAAAGCCAAAACCAAACCUCGAGAAUUCGGGACUCGAAUCACGAAGGAGGAGAGAGAAACAAGCCGUGCUGCAAACUAUACGAUCGGAUUCCAAUACGCCAUCAUCUCCACUUCGAAGAGCUAAAUCGAGAAUAAACUUUAAGGCUUCCCCAUUGGUCCAAAAUCGGGAGUGUGACAAGGAAAAUUGCAGGUACAUUGCAAAUAGAGUUUCGCCACGGAAUAAUAAUAAUAAUAAUAUCAAUAGGGCGUGGGCUAGAAAGACCGUUUUAUUUCCGAACCCUUUGUUUCAUUCGUCGCCGAAAUCGCGGUACGAGAAGUUCUGCAAGACGAAGUCGCCUGUGAUUUCAAGAAAUCGACAAACUCCGCAUAAGUUCUUGAUCAAGUCUCCUACUCCUUGUGCGUCGAAGUUUCAAGUGAGAAUCAAAAGCCCUUCGGUUUCUAUUUCGCCUCCAAAAAAAGUAACCGUUUUGAGUAAGAAAUCGCCGAAGGCGAUGAUGUCAUCAUCAUCGGCUGCAGCUAAGCUGAGAAGAUCAUUUUCGCCGUCCAGGUUGGCAAACAGGCUGAUGUCACCUCUGAAAGGCAGAAAAUCGGAAAAGAAGAAUGAGGGCGUGAAGAAGAUUGCGAUGAGUGGAGUGAAACAACGGCCCGUGUCUUUUUCGAUCAGAUUCUCGCCUCGGAGAAUUUGAAGAGAUGAUAUCAUCAGAUGUUUGUUUUGUGUUGUAGAUAUUUCCUCAAUGUCCCAACAUUGAAUUCUGAAUGUUGUAUUUCUUUUUUUCUGUAAUUUGCUAUUAGUUUGUUUUAUUAAUUGAAUUUUUGUAAAAAUUGCAAUUGUAAUUUUUUAUCCCUUUAAUCUGAAGAAACUGAGCAAUCUAUUUUGAAUA